Neolamprologus brichardi is the source of this 2295-nucleotide messenger RNA. RefSeq names its product dickkopf-related protein 2-like. Gene Ontology annotation, cellular component: extracellular region. Gene Ontology annotation, biological process: negative regulation of canonical Wnt signaling pathway; multicellular organism development. NCBI's taxonomy places the organism in Eukaryota, Metazoa, Chordata, Actinopteri, Cichliformes, Cichlidae. The record is from RefSeq and is a predicted model, not a curated record. Gene Ontology annotation, molecular function: receptor antagonist activity; co-receptor binding.
AAACUGCACGGGACUGUGACGAUUUACUUCCAUCCAUUAGAAAGUCUACAGCUGAAAAUAAUGAGCCGCUGGUUGGUGCUGCUGGUCAGUUUCGGGAUCGCGCUUUUGGCGUGUUCUCGCUGCGGGCAGGCGCGCGUCGGACAGAAUUCCGUCAGUACGAAGAUCCUCGGGGACAGUGACGCGCUGCCGAUAAACAGGAGCGCGUGGGAGCCGAGAGUGGACCUGACGGUCUACCAGUGCAUGAGUGACCUGGAGUGCAGAGAGGGGAACUACUGUCACACCUCCUCAAGACGUCCUGCCCACUCCCACUGCAAGACCUGCCGCAGAAGGAAGAGGCCCUGCCUCAGGGACACAAUGUGUUGCCCCACCAACCGCUGCAGCAACAAUAUUUGUGUUCCUGAUGUGGACGGCUUUGUGUCUGAGAGGAUUCCAAACACUGAUGGAGCGCUAAGCACGCUCACCAAAAAGAAAGGCGGGAGGCAGGAAGCCAAAGGAUCCCCUGGCAGAAGUCAGGUCGGGAAUCCUUGCUUGCGCUCAUCCGACUGCUUGGACGGUCUGUGCUGCGCCCGUCACCUUUGGACUCGCAUCUGCAAGCCCGUGCUACGUGAAGGACAGGUGUGCACGCGACACCGACGCAAGGGGAACCACGGUCUGGAGCUGUUCCAGCGCUGUCCCUGUGGGGACGGACUCAUCUGCCGGACACUGCAAGAACCCGGUACCCAACUAGCUGCAGUGUCACGGUUCAACUUCUCGGCAACCUCAUCUCGCUACUCCUCAGGACUGUCUUCAGGCUCUGCAUCACCAGCCAAGGCAAGGCUUCAUGUGUGUCACCGAUCUAAAUGAAGUGGACAAACCAAAAGAAUGACUAAGGACUAGUGAGUUGCUCUUUUUGCCAAUGACUUACCUCAGAGACAGAAAAUGAAGACCUGUGGAAUGAAGGGAGGGGUGAAUAACAUAACUUGUUACAUGCAUGACAACACCCGUGGCCCCUCCCCCACUACUUUUUACAGUGUUCCUACAUGCUAAUGCUAAUUAGCUUCCUGCCAGGCUGCACUGACAGGCAAACUCAGCAGGAAGUGAAACUCUUUGUGGUGCAGAUCUUGUUUCCUCAUUUGUGUCUAGACAAGCAGAAACCACUUUGAAAUCCAGUUUGACCCCAUUUACACCACCACGAAAAGAACCGGUGUUUGAUCCCUAAUGCAUAUCUGCUGCAACUGCCUCCAGCACAUGUAUUCAUAUGCUGAGAUUUUGAAGAAACUUGAAAUGAAAAGGUUUUGUUUUCAUAUUCCCAAAACAAAGAUAACAUCAUUACUUCGUUACUAAAGAGGAAAAAUAGUUAUCAAACAAGCCUGUAUUAGCUAAAACGUUGAAUUAAAACUAAGAAGGAAUACUGAACUCAAUCUUCAAACACUUCUCCACAAUUUCAACCUGUAAAGAAAAAAGAAAAUAAGCUUUUACAGGUGUUAAACUAGGUGAUGAUUUUCAACUGAAGCACUCAAGAGGUGCAAAUAUUACUCUAACCCAUUGGACUUCAGAGACCCAAGCGUUAAAUUUUCUGAAAAAAUACAUUUGUAGUUAUAUAAUGUUACAAUAAAAUAAUGUUCCAAAACAGUGCCUCAAAUAUGUUAACCUUCUCUUCUUUUGUCAAAUCAGAGGCAUCUAAAAAAACAAUAAUGUGCUUGAGGCUGGAGCACAAAAUUAUACCAAGAACCUCCAAAUUUAAUCUUUUCUUUAGGAAAAUUUAUAGUAAUGAUAAAAUAAGGAACCAAAAAUUCAAAAAAAGAGAAAAUAAUUCAAUAAAAUAAUUCAAACAGUUUUUUACACAAACACAUUUAAAAACAUCCUCAGGUUUCAGGUCUGAGGCCUGUCGAGAGGAAUUACUUUCCUGUAAGUGGUGUCUGUAUAUUUUUGAGUUAAUGUUGGUGUAAAUAUGUAUCAGAUUUAAUUGGUUGUAGCACUCUGCUGAUUUUAUACCAGCAAUCAUAAAGGAAAUUGUAAUGUAACAUAAAAUUAUUUGUCAAUCUAAGUUGAAUAUAGUUGAACUCCUUAAUAUUUACCUUUUAAGCUAUAUGGCUGAAAGUAUGCCAUGUUUGGAAAGUGUAAUGUCUGAUAACAGCCCACAAGAUUUAAGCUGUCAUUUCCAAUCAUAAUCAGUUAUUUUUCUGUUUCAUUAUAGUUGGGAUACUUGUAAGAUGCCCAUUUCUAUUGGAUUUGUUAUUGUUUACUAGCAGUUAGCUUGUAGCAAAUGGUAGCCUAGUUAGCUAACAUCAUAAUAAAUGUAAGUUGUGACUGUGA